AUGAUCACCGGCGUGGAGACAGCAGGCCUCGUGCUGGCCAUCUUUCCCCUCCUCGUCUCGGCCCUCGAGCAUUAUCAGGAAGGCUUCGAAAGAUUGAGCGAUUGGUGGAAGUUUCGGACCGAAUUCAUCGGUUUCGUACACGUUAUUGGCCGGCAAGCGAUCCUCUUCGACGAGAACCUCGAGGAGUUGCUGUCGCCAAUCAUCACCUCAGACGCCGAAAUAGACGCCCUUUUGCGCAAUCCCACAGGCCCUUUCUGGCGCCGUGUCGAACUCGAGGAGAGGCUUAGGGAUCGCCUGCCCAAGUCGUACGAGUCCUAUCGAAACACAAUCGAUGAUAUGAAGGAGACGAUGGACGCGCUGCAGAAAAAGUUGGGUAUACAAAAUAGCAAGUUGACGUGGACGGAUGAUGCCAAUCGGAUCAAGUGGGAAUAUGAAUUUAGGAGGAUCAAAUACGUGCUCUCUAAAAAGAAGCGAGAGAAGCUGGUUGGGGACCUCACGGCCAACAAUGAAGAGUUGCAGAAGCUCUUCACCUCAAGUGAAAGGCUGGCACCACUCAGAAAGCGGCGAAGGACACCCAACGCAUUCAAGCGGAUCAGGGAGCAAGCAUGUGGUCUAUACGGCGUUCUAGCAACAGGUUGGAGGUGCCAAUGUACAGAUGCUACACCUUCGCAUCAAGCCAAUCUGCUCUUAGAGAAACGCAUCGACACGUUGAAUCGACACCACAAGGCUAAGACGACAGAUCCUCCAGCAGCACAGCUGAGCGUUCUUUUUUUCCUGAGGACUGAGUCUCAGAGGUUGCCGCUGAGCUGGCAUGAGACCGAAAUAAAGCUGAUUGAAGCUGAGAGAGGCCACCUCCUGUCUCUGACGUCGACAAAAACCAACGCUUCGACAACAGCAAUGCUGACCGAUGUGACGAACACGUUCGAGGCAAGCAGCCCAGACUAUUUACACCCCUUCAAGAAGUCUACAAAGAAAGUCGCAUUCCCGCAAAUUACAGUCCAGCCGCCUCAAGGAUCGAUGGGCCCAAACAUCCCAGAUCUGAUCGAGAUAGCCGAUCUUUGUGAAGCUGUAAGGAAGGCUCAUCAUGGAACAUGCAAGGGACCGCUAGGAUAUCUUCGUGAUUCGCAAGACCGACGGCAUGCCUUUUACCCCUCUAUACAGCCCACCAGGUUCUCUGAAAACGCUGAAACCGUGACCCUUGCGAGUCUGCUCUCAAAGACUACGAGCAGCAACGGUAGGGACCUUAGGGGGACGGCUUCCAUGACCCUAUCUCGACUAGAGAGGUAUUCAAUCGCGGUCACUCUCGCGUCUUCCCUUCUCCAGCUCUACAGCUCCCCAUGGAUCGGGGAGACAUGGAGUAAAAAUGACAUAUACUUUCUGAUCGCAGCGAGCGGCUCACCUAGGCCUAUCCUUGUGGACAAGCCAUACGUUACUCGCAAAUUUACGUCCUAUUCGCCUCAAGCAUCCGUUACCUCGGUGAGUGAACAAAUAGGUCUCGAUUCAAGUACUAAGAUCAUUCAAGCCCUUGGUAUCAUGCUCCUCGAGCUAUGCUUUGGGGAAGCAAUUGAAGAUCAGCCAAUUCGGUCAAAGUACCUGGGUCCGGAUGGGCAACCAAACGACAUGACGGAUUUCUGCACCGCUCAGCACUGGUUGCAACACGACGCUCUUGGGGAGGGUGGGCCUGAAUACUUUGAAGCAAUACGUAGAUGUCUGUUCUGUGCUUUUGGCCCAAAAAGCACCGACCUUGAGGACGACGAACUGCGCGCUGCUAUCUACAGUGAGGUUGUGGAACCCCUCGAAGGCGCUGUUAGGCAAUUCAACUCGAAAACCUGA
This is a messenger RNA of Letharia columbiana, 1833 nucleotides long. RefSeq lists its product as uncharacterized. The transcript has a single exon. The record is from RefSeq and is a predicted model, not a curated record. The coding region runs from base 1 to 1833 and encodes 610 amino acids. NCBI's taxonomy places the organism in Eukaryota, Fungi, Ascomycota, Lecanoromycetes, Lecanorales, Parmeliaceae.